UGUUAGGAUUUUCAUUCAAGUAGUAGUUUUGUACACGUGUGUAAGGAAUACUUUAUACGGCACUAGCUGUCAAAAGACUCAAAACAGCACAAAUGCAUUCCUGGUAACACUGCUAGAAAAGCUGCUAGUCAUGCUUUCCUGGUCGUUUACCAUCUGCGCUCUCUGGUGGUCCUUAUUUCGGCAUCACGGUUACGGACAGCGCAUCAACGUUUUCGCCGAAAAGAAUGAUCUGGCUGGUGUAGCGGCCGACGUGCAGGAAAUCAGUAAAGUUCUACAAAGCGGUUUACCUGUGGAUACUAGUCUCUUCUCGGCUAAGGACGCUUUCUAUAAUGCAAACACGGUGUGUAGAGCCUUAAGAAACGGGACGUUGGCGCUGAUUGGUUUGGCGGACACGGAGAGCUCCAAUCAGCUGGGCUGGUACAGUCGUGCGCUGCACAUUCCCGUGGUGAUUCGCUCGUCGUACGAUCCGCUGGGCUUCUCCGAUGAACCGAUUGGGCCGUACCAUUUCAAUGUCCGACCAUCAACGAUUCACGCUGUCUUGGAUGUCAUUACGCAAGGCUACAGUUGGACAGAGGCAUUUUACAUUACGGAUUCCAAUACCAAGAGCGUUCAAGCCUGGGAAGCGUACAACCGUCAAGCCCAACUGCGCAGCAUCCCCAACAAACUAUACGGAAUGUUCUUCCAAGGCGGGUCACUGGUCAGUGCGACAGAAUACAUUACCACCACGAUCCUUCGGAGACCGAUCAAGGAAUGGCGGAUGAUUCUUGAUCUACCGACUAAUAUGUCAAUAGCUUUGAUUACUGCUAUACUACGUAACGGAGCCGUUCGAGAACGGCAUUUCCAUUUCGUCUUAACAGCACUGGAUACUGAAGGGGCAGAUUUUCGAAUUAUUCACUCUUCUGUCAGCAGUCUAACGGUACUGUCGAUGAUGGAAAAAGAUCAAACUUCCAGCGCACACAGACAUGUAGUUACGACUGCCGACGCGCUAGCCUACGACGCCAUUGGUUUCGUCAUGUCAGCGUUGAGAAACAGUUCCAUUAACACAAAAUCACUGGAUUGCCGCGCUAUGCCGUACAACGUUUGGGCGGAAGGAAGCCGUGUUCAUCAGCUACUACUGAAUACACACUACACUGGACUGACUGGGAAGCUGGAAUUUGACAAACUUGGCAACAGAAGAAACUACAAACUGAAUAUACUGCAGAUGCGAUUUGGAGCGCCUUUCAUAAAUAGGGGAACAUGGAGCGAUAUAGACAGAUUACACUUUUUACCGCUACCAAACACAACGCUCAAGCGAACUUUACGAAUUGUCGGGAUACUUGCGGAGAGGUUUCUAAUGGUUGUACCAUGCGACACCACAACAUAUCGCCAUGUUGUGCGGAAAGAAGUUACCACAGAUGACAGCGAGUGUUACGCCGGUUUCGUGGUGGAUUUAAUCCUGCAGCUGACAGCGUUGACAAACUACACCUUCACUUUACACCAUAAUUCGGGCAAGCUACCGUACGGGAACAAGGUGGACGGCAGGUGGACCGGAGCAAUUGGAGAAGUUUUGCGUAAGGAAGCUGACAUGAUCGUUGCUGAUUUGAGUACGACGUCCGAUCGUGAGCAGGUCGUCGAUUUUACGCUUCCGUUCAUGAACGACGAUUAUUAUAUUCUGAUUAGAAAAGAAGAAACGAUCGACCUGGGUAUAUUCAGUUUCCUGCGACCGUUUUCUUUAACCUUAUGGCUAGCAAUCCUGCUGGCUAUUGUGGGAACUUUCGUGGUCAUCUUUUUUGGGGGACGCAUUGGACCGUCCGAGUGGCACCUGACAGAACCUUGCGAUCCCGAAAACGAUGACGGGAUUUUCAAUGAUUACACUGUGGAGGAAUCACUGUGGUUCACCAUAGCUACUUUGUUGCAACAAGGACCCAACAUCGAACCGCGCUCCGUAGCCACCAAGAUUGCUGUCGGAUCAUGGUUUAUCUGGGUUCUCAUCGUCAGCCAAACCUACACGGCAAAGCUGGCCGCUUUUCUGACCAUCGACCGAAUGAAAUCCUCAAUUCAAACCGCGGACGACCUGUCUAACAGCGACACCGUCCAGUAUGGAUAUAUGAAGAUGGACUACGCAGCCAGCAAUUUUUUCCAACACACACAAGAGAACCUUUACCAGCGAAUGCAGAUCGCCAUGGUCGAAUAUGGUACGAUUUUCGAAGAUUUUGAUUCUGUGAUGGCAAAGGUGCGCCAGGGCAGUUUCGCCAUCAUUGGACCAAAGACCAUGGUCGGAUAUAUCAACAACGGACGACCAUGUGAUACCCGAUUGUUGGGACUUCCGUUGUUCACCUCCAGCUACGCCCUGGCAAUGUCGACGGGGUCGCCGUUGCGCAAAGAGUUCUCCGAGGCCGUUGUACGGCUAAAAGAACACGGCGUGAUGAAACAGCUGGAAAGCACGUGGUUUGGCCGGACUACGAAUGAAUGUCGAGACGAGGAUGAAGACCAAGAUCAUCAAGCGAAUCCCGAUGAGCUGAGCAAGCUGAAUCCGCACGAAAUGACCGGUUUAUUUAUUGUUCUGGCUGCCGGCUUAGGGCUUGCUCUGGUUGUGGCUUUUUGUGAAUACCUGUGCAAAGGACGUCAGGAGUUUCGUCAUCAUGGUGUAUCUAUGGGUCAACUUCUCCUAACCGAGCGCCGGCCCAAAAGCCAUGUUGCAACUUCUACACAUUCGGCCAAAGCCACACCGGCUUCACGCGGUCAAGAAAUCAUUCAAUAGAAGCGUGGAGAUAUAUGUUUCGUUUCUGUUGACAUUGAACUGUCAUGCAUUUCCAAGUGUCUUUCAAUGGAUUAAGUUGUGGUUAUUAAAUUAUGCAGACUGAUUUAAUAAAUAAUCAG
This is a messenger RNA of Paramacrobiotus metropolitanus, 2859 nucleotides long. RefSeq names its product glutamate receptor-like. The transcript has 15 exons. Gene Ontology annotation, molecular function: glutamate-gated receptor activity; transmitter-gated monoatomic ion channel activity involved in regulation of postsynaptic membrane potential. The record is from RefSeq and is a predicted model, not a curated record. Gene Ontology annotation, cellular component: postsynaptic membrane; plasma membrane. Bases 131 to 2740 code for a protein of 869 amino acids. Lineage: Eukaryota; Metazoa; Tardigrada; Eutardigrada; Parachela; Macrobiotidae. Gene Ontology annotation, biological process: synaptic transmission, glutamatergic; modulation of chemical synaptic transmission; monoatomic ion transport.